Messenger RNA from Zea mays, 2379 nucleotides. RefSeq lists its product as uncharacterized. The transcript has 5 exons. Lineage: Eukaryota; Viridiplantae; Streptophyta; Magnoliopsida; Poales; Poaceae. The record is from RefSeq and is a predicted model, not a curated record. Bases 480 to 1700 code for a protein of 406 amino acids. Gene Ontology annotation, molecular function: zinc ion binding; protein binding.
CGGCCCCACCACAUAGGCGACGAGGUGGGUGGGCCCCUCUUCCGCCCGCCCUCAUCCCCUUCCACUUCGCCUCCUCUUCUCUCUCUCCCCCGUCUCCUGUCUCCACCUGUUCCAUCGCAUUCUCCUCCCACCACCACCACACCACGCCUCGCUUAUCCCCCCCCGAGACCCGACCCCUGCUCGACGACGUGCUGGCAAAACCUCCUCCUAGUCCUCUCGCAGAAGGAGGCUGUGUUCUUUCCUUCAUCGGUGCGGCAACAGCGAAAGCUUCUCGGUCGAUCUCUCCCACCGCUGCUCCGCCGUUUGGGUGGUUCCGCGCCUUGGCCGCGCGGGUUGGAUCCGAGCUCCGUGCAGCAGCUCCGCCGCGAUACGUAUCGCAUAGGAUUCCACUGGAUUCAGCUGCUGAGCAGGGUACUGGAAGGUGGAUUUGAUACUAGCUCUGAACAGCCAGUAGAAUUUCUCAAAUACUGUCCAGGAUCAUGGCUUCUCUCUGUGAUUUCUGUGGGAAACAAAGGUCAAUGAUCUACUGCAGAUCAGAUGCGGCAUCAUUGUGCUUAUCAUGCGACCGUAAUGUUCAUUCAGCUAAUGCACUGUCUCGACGUCAUACAAGGACCCUUCUUUGUGAUCGUUGUGGUUCACAGCCUGCAUCAGUCCGAUGUCUUGAGGACAACGCAUCACUUUGCCAAAACUGUGACUGGAAUGGGCAUGAUGCAGAAUCAGGGGCUUCUGGACAUAAAAGGCAAGCCAUAAACUGCUACUCAGGGUGCCCAUCAUCUGCAGAGCUUUCGAGAAUCUGGUCAUUUAUUACUGAUAUCCCGACUGUAGCAGCUGAGCCCGACUAUGAGGAUGGACUAAGCAUGAUGACAAUUGAUGGCAGUGAUGUUACUAAUCGUCACGAUACUUCAGAUGAUAAAAGAUUGUUGGAAAUAGCUAACACAACACUCAUGAGCGAUCCACCUUCAGCCGACAAGCUUAAAUCUCCGACAGGCUCUUCUUCUGGAGAUGGGUUUGAUGUUAUGACUCUAGCCACAGAUCAGCCUGCUGGACCAGUUUCAGCAACGCCUAAGGUACCUAAUGCCAGAGAUGAUGAUAAGUUCAAUGAUGGCAUGUACGAAGACUUGUGUGUAGAUGAUGCUGACCUUACAUUCGAGGAUUAUGAAGAGCUAUUUGGUACCUCUCACAUUCGAACAGAGGAACUCUUUGAUGACGCUGGAAUUGACGGUUACUUCGAAUUGAAAGAGACACCACCUUUUUAUUUCAACGAGCCCAAAGCUAUGCAGAUAGAAUGUGGCAACGUGGUAUCAGCUGAUUGUGCGAUGUCAAACCCAGGGGCAAGGGCUGAUUCCAGCCUUUGUAUUCCCGUCAGGCAGGUCAGAUCUAGUAUAUCCCACUCCUUAUCUGGUCUGACUGGUGAGAGCAGCGCUGGAGAUCACCACGACUGUGGGGUGUCACCGAUGCUCCUCAUGGGUGAGCCACCCUGGCAUUCUCCUGGUGGUCCAGAAGGCUCAGUCGCUGGAGGCAGCAGAGAUAGCGCUCUCACACGGUACAAGGAGAAGAAGAAGAGGAGAAAGUUUGACAAGAAGAUCAGAUAUGCUUCUCGCAAGGCUAGGGCGGACGUGAGGAAGCGGGUCAAGGGACGGUUCAUAAAGGCCGGUGAAGCGUACGACUAUGAUCCGCUAAGCCAGACUAGAAGCUACUGAGCCUUGGGAGUGUGACUGUUGUUGUCGUCCAGUGUCAGCCUCGCAAUCUCCAGCCGCUCGUCGGUUGCAGGCUGCGCUACAGGCAAGAUCACUGGAGAGCACAACGAUCGCAUUGCAUCAGAGCCUGCAACUGAAAAACGUUAAGAAGAGAUACCAAGUGUUAGGAUGAAUGAAAAAAAAAUACAAAAAAGAAAGAUGCAGACUUGCCGGACUCAUAUCCAUUAUUCAGUUUCUCUGCGGAUGAGUGGCUUGGAUCGCACUGUGCCAUCUGCGCGUCGAACAGAUGCAGUGAUGGAUGGGCGCUCGUCGUCCUCCAGCUGUACCGCUGUGCGCUAGGACCUGCGUCGGCUAUAUACGGCUGUUCGGCAGUGAGCUGCCAGGUUGUACAGUCUGGGUAACAGCCUAACAGGGUAUGCUUAUACCUCUCGGUUUUCGUUCUGUAAUACGUACGUAUUAUUUGCGCUUGCCAGGAGACUGUUCUUCGGCCGUGUGUAUGUUUGUAGAUGGUUGCAACAUUGGUAAAAAAAAAAGUAGCCGUCGUGAAUGUAAAUUUGUAUUCUUGUUAGGUCGCAUAUAGCGUUGGCGAUGAGCAGGAGAAUCACACGUAUCUGGACACUGAACGUCUGAACCCUUGUAACUAUUUUUGCGCCAGAAUAACCUUCUUGUGCCUUGUCGUUUA